GCUCGAGAGCAGCCGUUGAAAAUCCGUUUUAGUUGUUAUUCUGUCGCUGUUUUUGCUCUGUUCUUUCUGACAUUCCUUGAGAGUUAAAAGUAAAGUAAUUAAAGUUUUAAGUUUAAAGUUUUUAGCAGAAUGGACACCAACUUGACUUUUGCCUCUCGUCGGUCACCUGUGGUGUGUUUACACGGCUGUGUGGCGUCCAGUCAGCCACUAGCUUCAAAUGUUGGACUGGACAUCCUAAAGUGUGGCGGUAAUGCAGCAGAUGCUGCGGUGGCAGUAGCAGCAGCACUGGCAGUAACUGAACCAAGCAGCACUGGUCCUGGUGGAGAUGCCUUCUGCUUGUUCUACAACGCAACCACAGGAGAGAUCAGAGGAAUAAACGGCAGUGGCCGUACAUCUAAAGCUCUGACCUUGGACCUCCUGGAGGGACGUGGCUACUCUACAGAGACCCCGCCUUCACCUUUUGAUGCUUUAAAUAUUACAGUACCAGGGGCUCCUGCAUGCUGGUGUGAUACGGUGCAGAUGUUUGGGAGCCACAAGCUGUCCCUGCAGGAGGUGUUGAGCGGGGCGGUGGAGCUCGCAGAGGUGGGGUUUCCUGUUGCCGAGGUCGCAGCUUACCACUGGGCGAACGAUGUUUCUGUUCUGAGGGAUGCUGGGAAGGAACUGGGUGGAGAUCUGCUCAUUGAUGGUCAUGUACCCAAAUGGGGACAAGUAUUCAGAAAUCCCUCACUGGCACAGACCCUGAAGGAGAUUGGUGAGCAUGGCAAACUCGCCUUCUACCAGGGCAGAAUCGCACAAGCCAUUAUUGAUAUCAUCAACCAAAAUGGAGGAGUCAUGACCCUGGAUGACCUCAGCAGCCAUGACAGUGAAGUCAUCACCCCCAUUAGCACAGAGUACAAGGGUGUGCGUCUGUGGGAGAUUCCUCCUAACAGUCAGGGAUUGGCUGCUCUGCUGCUACUCAACAUCCUGGAGAACUUCCCUCUUAAAGCUACAGGCCAUAACAGCUCUGACUACAUCCAUGUACUUGUGGAGGCCUUGCGCAUGGCACAAAUGGAUGCUUUCGGUUACCUUGGCGACCCAGACCAUGUGACCAUCCCCAUAGAAACCCUACUGGACAAGAGCUACAGUCACCAGAGAGCACAGCAGAUCAGCAUGGACAGGGUGAUGGAAAAAGUGAAGCCUGGCCUGGCAACAGGAAGUGACACAGUCUAUUUCUGUGUGAUUGACAGCGAGGGUAACGCCUGUUCAUUUGUCAACAGUAUCUUCAUGGGCUUUGGAAGCGGGCUGGUCCCUAAGGACUGUGGAUUCUCACUACAGAACCGUGGUGCUUGCUUUUCUCUGCAUCGUAAUCAUCCGAAUGGUGUUGCUGGUGGGAAGCGACCAUAUCACACAAUAAUACCUGCUCUCCUCACUGACUCCAACUCAAAAUAUCCUCGACUCCUUGCUGCACUGGGGGUGAUGGGAGGAUUUAUGCAGCCUCAAGGUCAUGUCCAGGUUUUGUUUAACAUGUUGGAGUUUGGGAUGAAUCCUCAACAAGCACUGGAUGCCCCAAGAGUUUUUGUUAAGUAUGAUCAAAAAACUGAUGAAUGGUUGGUAAAUCUGGAGGAGGGCAUUAAUCAGGAGGUGGCAGAGGAGCUGAAGAGACGGGGUCACAAAGUCAACUGGCCAAUCACAGGCCAUAAGAGGAAUCUGUUUGGGCGUGGACAGAUCAUCACUAUGGGGGAUUGGUGGAACUCUUCUGUCAGUCAAACUGAUUCCCAACGCAGAGUUCUGUGGGCGGGAUCAGAUCCCAGAGGAGAUGGAUGUGCUCAGGGAUACUAGACGUACGUGAUUUCUCCUCUCCUCUCCUGGCUGUGGCAAUCAGACUGAGGUUGAUAUUCCAGUCAUGCUCAGGGAUAUUACACUUCCUUAAGUGUCCUUCUACUACACAUUUUUAUACUGUUUACAGUUGUUUCUGGUACCUUUUUACAGUUAACACACAUGUACUAUGAUGCUAACUUUUACAAAAGUGUAACAGUUGACACUAUCUUCAUGAAGAACUUGAGACAUCUCAAAGAGAUGCAAGAUAUAUCUUAAUUUUUGUGAUGCAAUCACUGAAAUUUUUGUCCUAGCUAAUACACCUGGCUCCAAGCUAUUUAAAAGCUAAUGCAGACAAACAAACACCAGAAAACGUGUGUAACAUGACAAAACAUGCCAGAGAUUCCCUUCUUGAACCCUUUAUUUUGGUUGACAUAAUAGUCUGUUUCAUUGUCUUAAAUGAAAUGCUGCUGAUGUUAACUUGAAAUUACAACGUCAUUACCCUUCUUCUUUAACAUAGAGAUUAUCGUCUUAACUCCUGACAUUUUAUUUAAAAAAACAGUUCAUCAAAUGUUUUAAACUAUGGUUUAAAUCAAGAACAUCAAAGAUAGCUUUAUAAAAACAUAUUUUUUCUACAUUUUUAACUGAGAUACACUCUUUUCAGUAACGCAUUAUUUUAUUUGGCCCUAUAAAAUUACCUCAAAAUUUUAUAGUAAUUAGUGUAGUUAUAGGUGGCAAUCACCUAAUACUAAGUUGGCCGUUUACUAUGUAAUGACUUGGAAAUGUGGAUAUAUUAAAGAUAUAUUGACCUACUAAUACCUUAUCAAUUAUCAAUUAAUUCCUUGUAAUAUUGUGGCAAUUCUCUGGUAAAUAGGUGGUAAUUUACCCCAACCCUUAUCAGAACCACCUAACCCUAAAAAUUACUUAAAAAUUAUUCAGGAAUGACUUACUUUAAUUUAGUGGGCCAAAAUAAUGAAAUUACCUGGGAAUUAUUAAGCAACUUAUAUACAAAACUUGCAUCUUACUUCUAAGAAAUUACUUGGUAUAUUACCACCUUAUCACCAGAGAAUGGCCACAGUAUUAUGAGGGUUAGAGUCAGGGGUUAGGGUAACAUACCACUUAAUUACCAGAGAACUGCCACAAUAUAUUACAAGGAAUUACCUGAUAAUAUAAUACAUUAUUACUAGGUAAAUACUGACUUAUUAUCACAGAGUUAUUACUUGGUAAAAAUCCAGCUUAUUACAAGUUAAUGACCACCUUAUUCUUGAGAAAUUACUGUACUAUAUAAUUGCCACUUAUUACCAUUAAAUAAUUAGGUAAAAAGGGCCCACUAAAAUAAAGUUCUUCAAUUUUCCUGUACAAAUUGAAUCAACUCUGUUUUUAAGAGUAAUCUAUAGUAAAUGCUGGAUCUGUUUAUGAUUUUGUAAAUUUUCUUACAAAUAAAUGAAAUAUAAUUUAUUUUCAAAUUA
This is a messenger RNA of Cheilinus undulatus (humphead wrasse), 3263 nucleotides long. RefSeq names its product glutathione hydrolase-like YwrD proenzyme. The record is from RefSeq and is a predicted model, not a curated record. Lineage: Eukaryota; Metazoa; Chordata; Actinopteri; Labriformes; Labridae. Gene Ontology annotation, biological process: glutathione catabolic process. Bases 130 to 1818 code for a protein of 562 amino acids. The transcript has 12 exons. Gene Ontology annotation, molecular function: glutathione gamma-glutamate hydrolase.